This is a messenger RNA of Tetranychus urticae (two-spotted spider mite), 2284 nucleotides long. Its product is annotated as laminin subunit beta-2-like. NCBI's taxonomy places the organism in Eukaryota, Metazoa, Arthropoda, Arachnida, Trombidiformes, Tetranychidae. The record is from RefSeq and is a predicted model, not a curated record.
GUUUGGCUCCUCUUCUGAUUGAACUGUGAAAGCUUCAAUGUGAAUUCAAUGAAACAAUGGAAAAUGUGUUGAUUUAAAUUGAAAGUUCAACCCUUGUUUUAUCUUAAUUUGUAUUUUUGAUUCUAUUAAUCUGCUUAAUUUGUGUGAAAAUGCUAAUUAAUCCAUUUAUUUUGUUACAAAUUGUUGCAAUUAUUUUCCAAUCUGUGUUUUUUAAUCAAGUGUCGCUGUUACAAGCAGAUUUAGAUGAACAAGCAUGUGAUUGUGAUCCUAGUGGAUCCGCAACUAUGCAGUGCAAUAAAUUCGAUGGCUCAUGUGUUUGCUUAAAGGGAAUAUCUGGUAAAAAAUGUGAUCAAUGUGCUCGAGGUUACCUUGGAUUGGCUCCUCGGUGUGAAUCAUGUGGUGAAUGUUUCGAGAAUUGGGACACAACAAUACAGCAACUUAGAGAUGAAACCUUAAGACUAAUUGAACGAGCUCGUAAGAUCAAACAAACGGGAGCACCAGGGGCUUAUGGAAAGUCUUUUAUUACAAUUGAAAAUAAAUUACUGGAUGCAGAAAUAUUAAUUUCAGGAUCAAAUGUUACGGACGCUGAUAUUGGAAAUGUAAACAAAACGAUUCAAGAGUUACAACGAGAGGUUGAUUUUUUGAACCAAAAAAUAUCUGCAGCUGAAAGAGAUACUGAUCAAACUGUUCAACGUACUGGUCAAGCCAAUUUACGCCUUGACGAGUUGAAAUUGUUGGCUCGUGGUUUGGAAGCUCAAAAUGCUGAGUUACGUGAAAAUACAACUAAACUCAAAGCAGAUGAUGUUAGGAGUGCAUUGAACCUGACAGAAGACGCUUACAGGCGAAGUUUAGCAGCUGAAAAAAAGGUUGAAGAUGCUAUACCUAACAUCUAUAAGUCUAGAAAGCUUAGAUAUGGAACAGAAAAAUUAAUCUCAUCCACAAAUUUCGAUCAUGAAAAAUCAAUGGAAAACAAUCGAGGAUCGCUGAGUGCGAUUUCGGCAAAAAUUAAACAUUUAGAAGACAAUAUUCCAGAUAUCAACAAAUUGGUUUGUGGCGGUCGAUCUACCGUUGAUAAAUGUGAUUAUACUUGUGGAGGAGCCGGUUGCUCAAAAUGUGGUGAUAUUUCUUGUGACGCUGCAACUACAAAAGCUCAAUCAGCACUCAACUAUGGCCAGGACGCUGAGAAAAUUUUGAAAGAACUGCGUGAAAAGGGAGAAGACGAGGUGAGGAAUACUGAAGAAGCUCGCCGUCGUAGUGAGGAAGCUUUACGUGAAGCUCAAAGAGCAUAUGAUAGAGCUAUUGCUGCCAGAAACAAUUCAGAGGCAAUGAGCAAAGAGAUUCAAGAUUUAUUUAAUCUUAUUGAUGAAUUCAUGACUGCCCAAUCAGCGACUCCAGCUGAGAUACGAACAGUUGCUGAAAACUGCCUGAAAAUUCAAAUAUCAUUAACUCCGGAACAAAUUCUUGAUCUUGCCAAUAAAAUCAACGUAACUCUCAAAAAUGUGAAAAACAUUGAGAAAAUUUUAGAUGAAACUGAAGCUGAUUUGCGUAGAGCACAAACACUCGAAUCAGAGGCAAACUUCACCAAGAAUCGUGCAGAUGAAAUAUUAGGAAUGGCCAGAGAGGUAUUGAAUGCUUUAGCUGUUGCUCAAGAAGCUCAAAAUGAAGCAGCGAAUUCAAUCAAAAAUGCUAAUGAACAAUUUAAUCGAGCUCAAAUAGAUCUUGAUUCCAUUUCAUCUGAGACUGAAAGUAUUGCUCGACAAUCAGAACAAGCUAAGAUUAAGAUCGAAGAACUACGAAAGAGAUUGGAAGGACUUCGAAUAAGCUUUACGAAAAAUACUUACUCAGUAACUCAAGCAUCCAAGGAAGCUGAUAUUGCUACAGAUAUGGCUAAAGCUGCAGAAGCAGAAGUUGGUGGCUUGGAAGCUAAGUUUGAAGAAGCUAAACGAAAACUGGCUCAAAAAGAAGCAGAUUCUGGCUUACAGAAGAAACAAUCAGAGUCAAUCAGAUCAAGAGCUGAAAAAUUAGCUAAAGAUGCUAGUGAAAAACUUCGACUCUUACAAAACAUAAAAGACAAUUACACCAAUAACGAAGAAGAUUUGACCAAAUAUGCUGAUGGAAUUGAGCAAAUGAACAAAGAUAUGUUGAAUUAUCUACUCAUCAUUGAAGCUAGAUCAGCAUUCCAUAAAAAUUGCCAAACUUAGUUAAUCGAUAAAAAUAAAGAGUCUUAAAUCUUUAAUUCCUUUUAAACCAAUUAUUGUAAAAAAUAACAAUAUUUCAUAUCAUA